This is a messenger RNA of Apaloderma vittatum (bar-tailed trogon), 1614 nucleotides long. RefSeq names its product tolloid-like protein 1. The transcript has 11 exons. The record is from RefSeq and is a predicted model, not a curated record. Lineage: Eukaryota; Metazoa; Chordata; Aves; Trogoniformes; Trogonidae. The annotation marks the transcript as partial. Gene Ontology annotation, molecular function: metalloendopeptidase activity; calcium ion binding.
CCUGCGGAGAAACACUGCAGGAUUCUACAGGCAACUUUUCUUCUCCAGGAUUUCCAAAUGGUUAUCCUUCCUACACACACUGCAUAUGGAGAGUCUCUGUGACCCCAGGGGAGAAGAUUGUUUUAAACUUCACCACCAUGGACCUUUACAAGAGCAGUCUCUGUUGGUACGAUUAUAUUGAAGUGAGGGAUGGCUACUGGAGAAAAUCACCUCUGCUUGGCAGGUUUUGUGGUGACAAACUGCCAGAAGUCCUUGCAUCCUCUGACAGCAGGAUGUGGAUCGAGUUCCGCAGCAGCAGCAACUGGGUUGGGAAAGGUUUUGCAGCAAUUUAUGAAGCUAUCUGUGGAGGUGAAAUCCACAAAAAUGAAGGCCAGAUCCAGUCUCCCAAUUAUCCUGAUGACUACAGACCAAUGAAGGAAUGUGUGUGGAAAAUAACAGUGUCAGAAAACUACAAUGUAGGAUUAACCUUUCAGGCAUUUGAGAUUGAAAGACAUGAUAACUGUGCAUAUGACUACUUGGAAAUUCGAGAUGGAGCGAAUGAGAACAGUCCUUUAAUUGGUCACUUUUGUGGCUAUGACAAGCCAGAAGACAUUAGAUCUACCUCUAAUACCUUGUGGAUGAAGUUUGUUUCUGACGGAACUGUUAACAAAGCAGGGUUUGCAGCUAACUUUUUUAAAGAGGAAGAUGAAUGUGCCAAACCUGACAAUGGUGGCUGUGAGCAGCGCUGUGUAAAUACUCUGGGCAGUUACCAGUGCGCCUGUGAUCCUGGCUAUGAACUUGGUCCUGACAAAAAGAGUUGUGAAGCUGCUUGCGGAGGACUCCUGACAAAGUUAAAUGGGACUAUAACCACACCAGGGUGGCCCAAAGAGUAUCCUCCAAACAAAAACUGUGUGUGGCAGGUGGUUGCCCCGACACAAUACCGAAUUUCAAUGAAGUUUGAGUUUUUUGAGUUAGAAGGGAACGAAGUUUGCAAAUAUGAUUAUGUAGAGAUUCGUAGUGGCCUUUCUUCUGAUUCUAAACUACAUGGUAAAUUCUGCGGUACAGAAGUGCCUGAAGUUAUCACCUCUCAGUACAACAACAUGAGGAUUGAGUUCAGGUCGGACAACACUGUGUCAAAAAAGGGCUUCAAGGCACACUUCUUCUCAGACAAGGAUGAGUGUUCAAAGGACAACGGUGGCUGCCAGCAUGAGUGCAUCAACACAGUAGGAAGCUACGUUUGCCAGUGCCGAAAUGGAUUUGUGCUACAUGAAAAUAAACAUGACUGCAAGGAGGCUGAGUGUGAACAGAAGAUCCACAGUCCCAAUGGUAUCAUCACAAGUCCCAAUUGGCCCGACAAGUAUCCCAGCAGAAAGGAGUGCACGUGGGAAAUCAGUGCCACCCCCGGGCAGAGGGUCAAAUUGACUUUCAACGAAUUUGAGAUAGAACAACAUCAAGAAUGUGCUUACGACCACUUGGAAGUGUUUGAUGGUGAAAGUGAAAAAUCUCCAAUUCUGGGACGCUUGUGUGGCAACAAGAUACCAGAUCCUCUUAUUGCUACUGGGAACAAAAUGUUUCUCCGCUUUAUUUCUGAUGCAUCAGUUCAAAGAAAAGGCUUCCAAGCAACGCACUCUACAG